UCAUCAACCAAAAAGAGAAGAGAGAGGCAGGAGGAAGACACGAGAGGGAAAGAGAGGGGCAGCUUCUUCUCUCGUCUCUCUUAUGAAGAUUUCUUGACAAGGGGCACAUCUCUCGCGUUCUUCGCCCAUAUAUAACAAGUUCCCUGGAACCGAGUUUCUUCCUUCAAGAGUCGUACGUACGCCGAUCCGUGUAAGAACGGGAAGGGGUUUUUGGGGGGCAUGGAGGGGACAAUUUGGUUUUUUCUUUCUUCAUUCCCCCGGCAAUGGCGGCUCUAUGAGGUCUUUAGAAUGAGAGAACGAGGAGUUUUUAAGUAGAGAGAUAGAAAGAGAGAAAGGAAGGGGAGAUGGAGGCGGAGAGGGAGAGGAGGAGAAGGAAAGUUUUAAAAGCAAUGUGCGGGUAUGAGGCGAGGGAGGAGCAGCAGGAGUUGGCGAGGGAUGAGAGCCAUUACAGCAUAUCGAGCAACAUCCUACCGCCCCUCGGGGCCAGAAGCCAUCACCGCAGGGCCAAGCUCCGGUGGUUUAUUGUAUCCCCUUAUGAUCGAAGAUACCGAUCUUGGGAGGUUUUUCUCGUUGUUUUAGUGGCAUAUACUGCUUGGGUCUCUCCAUUUGAAUUUGGUUUCCUUGAUAAGGCAUCUGGAGCUCUAGCUACAGCAGACAAUGUUGUUAAUGGAUUCUUUGCUAUUGAUAUUGUCUUGACAUUCUUUGUAGCCUUUCUCGAUAGAGCUAGUUAUCUUCUUAUAGACAACCCAAAGCAGAUUGCUUGGAGAUACAUAACCAGCUGGUUUAUUCUGGAUGUUAUUUCUACCAUCCCUUCAGAACUUGUUUGGAAAAUUCUUCCUUCAAGCCUUCAUUCUUAUGGAUUGUUCAACAUGCUUCGGCUUUGGCGACUUCGUAGAGUCAGUGCACUUUUUGCUCAACUGGAGAAAGAUAGGAACUUUAACUACUUAAUGGUCCGAUGUGCAAAACUUGCUUGUGUGACUGUGUUUGCUGUCCACUGUGCCGGAUGCUUCUUCUAUCUUAUUGCAGCAAGGUACCCUGACCCUAGCAUGACAUGGAUUGGUGCUUCUUUGCCAGACUUCCACGAAAAAAGUGUGUGGACGCGAUAUAUGAUCUCAAUGUAUUGGUCCAUGACCACUCUUACAACUGUCGGAUAUGGAGACCUUCAUCCUCAAAAUACAAGGGAGAUGCUUUUUGAUACCUUGUACAUGUUCUUCAACCUUGGACUGACAUCAUACUUGGUUGGAAAUAUGACCAAUUUAAUUGUCCAUGGGACUAGCCGAACUAGAAAGUUUAGAGACACACUUCAGGCUGCUUCUGGAUUUGCACAAAGAAACCAACUUCCAGUUCGACUGCAAGAUCAGAUGCUCGCGCACUUGUGUUUAAAGUUCAGGACAGACUCGGAGGGUCUUCAACAGCAAGAGACUCUUGAUGCUCUUCCUAAAGCCAUCAGAUCUAGCGUUGCUCAUUUCCUGUUUUACUCCCUUGUUCAAAAUGUCUAUCUGUUCCGAGGUGUUUCGAGUGAUCUGCUAUUCCAACUGGUUUCUGAGAUGAAGGCUGAGUAUUUCCCUCCCAGGGAAGAUGUAAUCUUGCAGAAUGAAGCACCAACGGACUUCUACAUACUAGUGAAUGGCAAUGUGGAUCUAAUAGAUUACAAGAAUGGAAUGGAACAGAUUGUUCGAGAGGCAAAGACAGGUGAUGUUGUGGGUGAACUUGGAGUACUUUGUUAUAGGCCCCAGAUAUUCACUGUCCGCACCAAAAAAUUGUGUCAGCUAUUGCGUUUAAAUCGGGCUACAUUCCUUAGCAUUGUUCAGUCCAAUGUUGGAGAUGGAACAAUUAUUAUGAACAAUCUUAUGCAGUACAUGAAGGAGCAAAAGGACCCUGUCAUGGAAGGAGUCCUAAGAGAGACAGAGAAUAUGCUUGCUCGUGGCCCAUCAAACCUGCCCCUUACUCUAUGUUUUGCUGUAAUUAGAGGAGAUGAUUUGUUAUUGAAUCAGCUUCUGAGACGAGGCCUGGAUCCAAAUGAAGCAACUAACAAUGGGCGCACUGCACUGCACACAGCAGCAUCCAAAGGAAAUGAGAAUUGUGUUGCUCUCCUGCUGGAUUAUGGGGCAGAUCCUAACAGCAGAGAUUUGGAAGGAAACAUUCCCCUUUGGGAGGCAAUAAGUGGAAAGCAUGAAGGUGUGAUCAGGUUGCUGAUAGACAACGGUGCAGACAUCUCAACUGGUGAUGUAGCUCAUUUUGCAUGCAUGGCUGCUGAGCAGAACAGCUUGGAGCUUCUACAGGACAUUGUGCGCUAUGGUGGAGAUGUGACACUAGCCAAGAGCGAUGGAACUACUGCCCUCCACCAUGCUGUCUGUGAAGGAAAUCUCCAAAUGGUUAAGUUCCUCAUCGAACAAGGCACAAACAUUGACAAACCAGACAUCCGGGGCUGGACUCCCAGAGAUCUAGCCGACCAACAAGGCCAUGAAGAUAUAACAGCUCUGUUCCAAGCGACAAAAGAACGCGACAGCGGCACAUCGAAGACACCUGCCGUCGCCACUAAGAUCAGCUCGCCAAUUGUUCAUUUAAAUGCAAAAUUUAGAAGCGAUCCUUCGAUGCCAGUCCCGAAACUCAUUCAGGAAAGCUCGGGGGAUGAUCAUCGACAGAGAAACAGUAACUUCCACAACUCACUGUUUGGGAUCAUCUCAGCGGCCCAUGCUGGUAGGAGCAGUUGUUCUCUUCCGGUUGCACCCGCCGCAAGGUACGUGGGGGGUUCUCGCGGCCCUCAACACCACCAUGCCACUCCCAGGGUUACGAUCAGCUGCCCGGAGAAGGGCAGCACUGCCCCAAAGCUGGUGCUGUUGCCAAGGUCGCUAGAUGAGCUUCUUGAUGUUGGUGCAAAAAAAUUUGGAUUCUUGCCUGCUAAAGUCCUCACUAAAGAUGGAGCUGAGAUCGAUAAUGUAAACCUUAUAAGAGAUGGUGAUCAUCUUGUUCUGGUCGGUGAUGAUUGCAGAGGAUAAAAUAGUGCAUCAAAGAUGAGUGGUUUGUAACACUCUCACACCCCAACCCUCAAAAACUAAAAAUUAAAAAUUAAAAAAAAUUAAAAAAUAAAAAGAAAAGACCUCCCUGAUACUUCUUUUCUCUCUCUUUAUCAAGUCAUGUGGUGAAAAAAAUCGGUGGAGCUUGCUGGCAUCUACGCCGAAUUAUGUGUGGUGGGAUGCUUUUGUUAGAUUGUUAGUUGAUUUGAUCGUUCUGUCAAUGGAUUCCUUACAACAGAACCAUCAAAUCCAUUUAUAACGUAACGUAACGUAUGUUUUUGUUUUUUUUUUUCUUUUCUUUUUCUUUUAAAGUAAAUCCAUGUGCAUAAGUUCAAUAGGAACGUUCUUGUUUGAGAACACAGGAAUAUAUCAGAAAACUGGCUCUUGCAGAUAAUUAAGAGAGAUUUGGACUACAUGUCGAUUGGAGUGUAUUUAAUCACCUGAUAUCCUCAGGUUGUAUGUUACUUAAUACCAGGUCUCUUCAGAGACGUCUAACGAAAAUGAGUUAACACAGGCUAAUUCCCGACAACGCGAUCCCGUUCGCCUCAGUCCAGUUCUGGGAAGAACAUGUGCUGCGGUCCGAGUGGUGGGGACCGGUGGUGACUCCCAGCCCGCAGCGCUGUCCGCCGCUUGAUGCAUGGUGUUAUGAUGAUUGGUGGCCGGAGAGGUUCCAGGACAGUGAUUAUGGGCCGUUAGGUUGCCAAAAGAUACGUUCCAACUCAUGAAUAGUCCAGCCGUGCCUUCAGCAUGUGAAGCAAUCUUCAUAACUAAAGAAAUUUAUGAUCUUCCCUCCUGUGGAAUCUCAUCAUCAAUUGAUGAAGGAGGAAGCAGUUAGGUUCCCCCAGCUAUGCUGAAGAGGAAAAGGGAUGUACAAGAGGAAUAGGAGUAAAGGUUACAGAGCCAGAGCAGUAUUGCAAGCUUCUAUACACAGCAAUGCUCUAGGUUACAUGCCAAACAAAGCUGUAAGCCAAACAAGAACGAACAUCAGAAAUUAAAAGCGAUCUGAUCAAAAGAGAUGCCAGAAGAUUCUUCAUAUAUUGAUGACCGUCUCUGGACUUGUCCGAGUACAGAUGUUCCUGUUUAGAAAAGGAAAGCAGAGCUUUCUGUGUCUCUGGACUGUCAUUUCAUUCAAAAGUGCUAUUAAUAACAUCAGCCAUUUUGAACUA
Molecule: messenger RNA, 4183 nt
Organism: Elaeis guineensis (African oil palm)
Lineage: Eukaryota; Viridiplantae; Streptophyta; Magnoliopsida; Arecales; Arecaceae
Product: potassium channel AKT1
Biological process (GO): potassium ion transport; transmembrane transport
Cellular component (GO): membrane
Molecular function (GO): protein binding; voltage-gated potassium channel activity
Source: RefSeq, a predicted model, not a curated record